CUAAAGUAUCCUGUAGCAGAUACUGUGUACCAUUUUAACCCAGACUUCAAGCCUCCCAAGAAACCCUUUAGAAGAAUGAACUACACAGAUGCAUUAGUGUAUCUAAAAGAACAUAACAUAACUAAAGAUGAUGGAACAUUCUACAAGUUUGGUGAUGACAUUCCAGAAAUGCCCGAACGAAAAAUGACUGAUCAGAUUAAUGAACCAAUUAUGUUAUGUCGUUUUCCUGCCGAGAUAAAAUCCUUCUACAUGCCGAGGUGUCCCGAGGACCACAGAUUGACUGAAUCUGUUGAUGUUCUGAUGCCUGGUGUUGGGGAGAUCGUUGGUGGAUCUAUGAGAACUUGGAAGCUGGAUGAGUUGAUGGAAGGAUUUAAACGUAAUGGAAUUGACCCUAAGAACUAUUACUGGUAUACUGACCAGGUAAGUAAGGUUGAUCUACCAGUUUUAACUAAACACUAUGAUGUAUCCUUACAACACUCACUAGUCACGUACGAUUUGGUUUAGUGUUAUGACCAAAUA
This is a messenger RNA of Limulus polyphemus (Atlantic horseshoe crab), 519 nucleotides long. RefSeq names its product asparagine--tRNA ligase, cytoplasmic-like. The annotation marks the transcript as partial. Gene Ontology annotation, biological process: asparaginyl-tRNA aminoacylation. The record is from RefSeq and is a predicted model, not a curated record. The transcript has 4 exons. Lineage: Eukaryota; Metazoa; Arthropoda; Merostomata; Xiphosura; Limulidae. Gene Ontology annotation, molecular function: asparagine-tRNA ligase activity; ATP binding. Gene Ontology annotation, cellular component: cytoplasm.